Protopolystoma xenopodis is the source of this 933-nucleotide messenger RNA. The record is from the annotation of a GenBank genome assembly. Lineage: Eukaryota; Metazoa; Platyhelminthes; Monogenea; Polystomatidea; Polystomatidae.
GCCGACAGCUCUGCGCUUGUUGCUCGUACUGAGGACGAACAAAUUCAUCCUUUCAGCGUUUCGCCAACGGUUGACGCUGAUCACUUGGCCAUCUCUUCGGGCUCUCCCUCCUGCCUCCUGCCUCAGAUACCGGACAUAUCUAUGCGUCCAUUGUGCCGGCUCUCGGGUUCGCCCACUAGGCUGCUUCAAACUCGCAUCUGCUGCGGAACUUCAAAGAGCCAUCAACCAAGUCCAACUCCGACAGCUCAUCCGCUCAGCCAGCCCAGCACACUGUCAACGGAGCCUCUUCACAUGCCGAGCCCCAUGCAGUCCGCCCAGCUUGGACCGGCCUUUCGGUUCGAACCCAUUGCCGAGUGCCCCCAGACCUCGGCUCGUCGAGCCGCUCUCCACCUGCCCCACUGUCCGGCGGGGCCGGUAGAAACGCCCGUCUUCAUGCCAGUGGGUACGCAGGGUGCUAUGAAGGGGAUCACCGUGGAACAAUUGGAGAGCAUCGACUGUCGUAUCAUUUUAGGGAAUACUUAUCAUUUAGGCGACCGGCCAGGACCAGACGUCAUGAGCCAGGCCGGAGGAUUGCACAAAUUCAUGUCUUGGCCGCGUGCCAUCCUCACCGACUCGGGUGGCUUCCAGAUGGUCUCCCUUUGCGAGCUCUCUAGCGUUGAUGAGACCGGCGUCACUUUCAUCUCACCACAUAUCGGUACCAAGAUGCUGCUUACACCUGAAUACUCUGUAGGCUGCCUGCAGGCUGCAAUUGGAGCCGACAUUGUUAUGCAGUUGGACCACGUAUUGCAUGUUCUUUCCAACGGAGCCGAUAUCAAAGAUGCUACCUUUCGAUCAAUCCGCUGGCUGGAUAGCAAGACUGGCUUCAAUGCUGGGACAAACUUAGGGUCUGUUAAAUGGUGCCAUAAUGAGUGUGCUUUAACUGCUAAUAUUUAG